AUGACAAUCCUAUCCCUACCGAGGCAGGCAGCGGAAGGAGCUGCUUUGGAGCAGCUAGACGCGCAGAUAGAGGAGGACUCUGGACUGGACAAACCCGCACUUGAGCAAUUGCGCGUGAAGCGUCGGCAGAAAGUGAAUAAGAUCGCCGACGCCAAUGCGCGACUUGUGGUGCGUAACUCACACCAGAUUCACUCGUUUCAGCUGUCUCUGGUGGCUUUGUCACAGCAUGAGAACAUGUGGGAGCGGGCCAUGAAGAGCUACAAGUGGGUGCACCAUUUGCCCCAGGUGAGGGAGACUCGCACUACCGUGGCCCACGUUAUGUGGGUCAACCCGUUUCCGCCGAAGUGUGCCGCGUGGAUAUCCGUCAAGAACAGGCAAUACGCAAGCGUCCAAGGGUGGAUAGAAGCGGAGAUCGCGGACCAGCGGAGGGAGCGCAAGAAACUCGAGCGAGCGGCGCGACUCCGUCUCAAGCGACUCCAGCCGCGUAGCUUGAUGCACAGCCGACAAGACCAAUCGUCUUUGUCAACCGGAGGGCUUGCUCCAGUUCUCGGUACCUCCCUCUCUGGAAACGUAGGUCACUCCUCUCGACCGAAGGUGACCGCGGCCGGAUUGAGUGGCGGAAUUUACGGCUACGGUGACGACCGAGUGAGCUUUGGCGCGCCCGCAAGCUUCGGCCAUCAGCGGAACUUGAAGGGAUCACAAAGGACGGAAGCGAUCGCUGGGGCUAAUGGUGCAGAACGGCUGUCGAACUUUCUCCGCGGUGGGGAAAUGCCUUCAACUCCGCUCAACUUCCGGGCGGCGCGUGAAACCGAAAAGAACCAUCCUCGGGACCCUUUGCAUGAGCACCAACACCGUCCGACCCCGGGAUACGCUGGGUCAGCUUCCCCCUCAUCUACGGCGUUCAGUAGAACUUCCCCCGGCACCGAGAGGGGUCCGUCCCGCCAAGCGACUCCAACCCUAGAUGGACCCGCCGCCGGCCAUGGCGGAAUUGGUGGCUACAAGGUCGGUUUCGACGGUACGAAUUCCGUCCACAACAGCGGGCGUACAUCGCAGAUGGCAAAGGAAGCCGACCACCAGCGGUAUAAGAGCUUGUUCACGAACUCGCCUGCCGAGCUUCCCGAGGUGACCGUCAUGCCCGCGGGAGGCGGCGACAACAACAACCUCCAGGUAGGAGGCACAAACGCGCGGGAUCGCAGCAUGAGCACUUCGAGGGCUGCCUCAAGAGAAGACAUGAAAGUGAAGGCCGGCAGGGGGAGCGACGGCAUGGCCGGACCAAACCACCCCACCAACUACCGCCGCGCGCAGACGGCCAAGGUAGACUACCACAACAGCGUGCGACGGAAGUCAAGCAACACCUCGUUUACGCACCCGGUGGGACACCCGGGUGGCCUGGACGCGUUGGCGCCGUCGCAAUCUCGUGUGGAAUCUCUUAGAGGGUGGGGAGAGGGACAGCCGGUUGUUGUAGCGGUGGCAGGGAGGGGUGAUUCGAGCGGAACCAGGGGGCUGGCACGGCCGGUGUCCGUCUCGGGGCGGUCGGCGGCGACCACAGGCCCGCACGAAGAACCUUUCCGAUGGAUUCCCGAAAAGGCUCCCCCGCCAACCCCUCGGCUCGCGUGCCAACCCCUAACUCCUCCACGGGCGAGACGGGGGCAUCUGCCACCAGACUGCCGCAACCAAGACGGACCACAAACUCCGGCCGGUCUCGCGGCAGUACCGGUGGCAACGGAAGCCCGACUGAAUACAUUCUAG
This is a messenger RNA of Ectocarpus sp. CCAP 1310/34, 1749 nucleotides long. The record is from the annotation of a GenBank genome assembly. Lineage: Eukaryota; Phaeophyceae; Ectocarpales; Ectocarpaceae.